UCUCAACUUCUAAAAAUUUGUGUUUAACAAAAUUUCAGUGCAUUAUAAGUGUUCAUUUUUUUCUGAUCCCGAUGGCUAAGAAAGGUGGAGUUCAGCAGCUGCAGGCUGAAAUCAAUACGGACGAAGAGUUUGAAAAGUUUUUGGAGCGAGAUGGUUUGUUGGUGAUGGACAUCUACACGGAUUGGUGCGGUCCAUGUACCGGAAUGGUGGGCAGUCUGAAGAAGAUAAAACUUGAACUGGGCGGUGAUAAUCUUCAGCUAGCAAUAUGCAAAUCCGAUGAUAUAGAGGCACUGAAACGAUUUCGAAACAACAGCGAACCGACCUGGCUGUUUGCCUCGCACGGCAAAAUAGUCAACCUCAUGUUCGGGACCAAUGUGCCCAAACUGAUCAACCUGAUUACGGAGGAGCUGGACUUGGAGCUGAAAAGUCGCGCCGAGGAGGUUGAACGAAAAUACUACGAGCUGCACGAGUUGACUCCCGAGGAGCAGGAACGGGAAGAUGCCCGGCAGGCUAUCGAGGACGAAGCGGAACGAAUCGAAAAAGAAUCAACCAUCAAAAAGCGCCGAGAUUAUAUCACGCAUGUGACCGACGAGAUUAUAGCCAACAUUCCCGAUAUGGGCAUUAGUCUGUUUAUGCCGCACGUGCACAAGGAAGUGUUUAAAAAAAUAAACGAACAUGCCGAGAAGCACGAUUUACAUUUCAAAGAGAAGCGAUUGGUGCAUUUGAAUCCAAAAAUGCUCGAAGUGCUACACUUUGACUGUGAGAAUCAACUCGAGGAUGAAGUUUUCGAACAGAUCUUCUAUAAGGAUGUCCAAGCAUACGUUUGGAAAUUGCAGGAGGAUGUAUCUCGCACACCGGAAGAUGUCAUUGGUGAGUUUGUACACUAUUUAACGACCGCCAACGAAGUUCUUGACGCGGAUGGGAAUGUGGAAAAAACAAUCCCGCCCAUGAUCGAACCGUUGGAAAUGAUCUACAACCCAGACGAUGGUAACUGGAAAAUUGUGAACAAACGAGUCGAAAAAAGAAAUUCUAAAGCAGCAACUAUAACGGAACCUUCGCAAAGCACUUCCUCUAAAGAAACGUUCGACGAGGAAAGUUGUGCUAAAAUGUACAUCCCUGGCGUAUGGAGUCCAACCAACAGAAGAGCGACUGCGGCGUUAUUUUACCUUCUGUUUAGACAUCUAACGGACCACUUUUUACCACCAGAUCCGGUGCCAGAACCACCGCAUAUUUGCAUUGUAUUUGAUGCUUACAAAAAACGAGAUGUUUUCGAGGUAGUCGAAAGACAUAAACGUGAUGUUAUGGCAUAUGGUUACUUCACCACCGGAGAUCCCAAAUCAGCAGAACUAAUCGCCAAAACCACAGAACGAUACAGCCGACAGAAACCGAAUGUGAACGAUAAGUUAAUUCUGAAGGUAUCAAAAGCCACCAGUCAUGCGAUGCUGGGACUUACGGCCGUUGGUCCGUGCUAUAUUAGUCAAAAUGCGGUCGAAGGUCAGGAAGAAUGUGCUAUCCUGUUUCCACCGGCUUACAAUAAUGUAGAGGAAGAGGAACCCGGUGCUGAAGAAACCAAAAAGAAACAGAAAAAGAAACGUCGCAGCAAGAAAAGUGACACUUCCGUUGGGUCCGAUUCGACAACGUCGUCUACUCCCACUGCGGAACAGACCGCUGACGGACAGGGCGAAGGGGGAGAACUGGCUGCCAUUGGGGAAGGUUCCAAUGGAGAGGAAGGCGAAACAACGUCUUCGUCAACGAAUUCUCCCGAGAAGAUUGGCGCAACUGGCGAAGAACCAGAGGAAGAAAAGAAAGCAAAACGAAACAUUUGAAGCAUUUCUUUAACGGUAUAAUAAAUUAAAAUGAUCCAAAUACGGAUGAUUGUGUGUGUGUGCC
This is a messenger RNA of Topomyia yanbarensis, 1890 nucleotides long. RefSeq lists its product as uncharacterized. NCBI's taxonomy places the organism in Eukaryota, Metazoa, Arthropoda, Insecta, Diptera, Culicidae. The record is from RefSeq and is a predicted model, not a curated record. The coding region runs from base 72 to 1826 and encodes 584 amino acids. The transcript is spliced from 6 exons.